AUGAAGACUCAUGGCAGCACGUCAAUCGUGCUCUUGUUUACAGUCAUUAGCUUGCUAGCAUCAGUUUUUGCGGUCAAGCACCAUGAUUUCAAGACGUGUGAACAAUCCGGGUUCUGCAAACGGAACCGCCAAUACGCCGACGAUGCGACCGCGGGCGGUGGAAGCUGGACUUCCCCCUACGAGCUCGAUAGCGAAACGCUGACCAUGAAGGACGGUCAAUUGACCGGGAUCAUACUGAAGACGCUCAAGAGCGGAGAGAAGGUUCGCUUCCCUGUGACAAUCAGCUUCUUGGAGAAUGGCGCGGCGCGUUUGACUAUAGACGAAGAGAAGAGACAGAAGGGAGAGAUUGAGAUGAGGCAUAACAGCAAAGCCAGAAAGGAGCGCUACAAUGAGGCUGGAAAGUGGGCAAUCGUCGGUGGUCUGGCUACGAAUAAGGGUGCUGCAUUGAGCCCUGACGCCCCCAAAGGCACGACGAUAGUCAAGUAUGGACCCAGCGGCAAAUUUGAGGCUGUCAUCAGACAUGCUCCAUUCGGCAUGGAUUUCAAACGGGAUGGCACAACUCAGGUUCAAUUCAACGAGCGUGGAUUUCUGAAUAUGGAACAUUGGCGACCGAAGAAGGAACCCCCUCCGCCACUGGAAAAGAAGGAAGGUGAUGCUGAGGGUCCCUCACCACCGCCAGCGGAAGAUCCUAACGCCGAGGACGAGAGCACGUGGUGGGAAGAAUCUUUUGGCGGCAACACCGACAGCAAGCCUCGCGGUCCAGAAUCUGUCGCCUUGGAUAUUUCCUUUCCCGGCUUCGAAGUGGUAUACGGUAUUCCGGAGCACGCGGCUUCCAUGGCUUUGAAGCAAACACGAGGCGGAGACAACGCGUACACUCAACCAUAUCGUUUGUAUAAUUCAGAUGUGUUCGAGUAUGAGCUCGAUAGUCCAAUGACACUUUAUGGGGCAAUCCCGUUCAUGCAAGCUCACCGCAAGGAUUCAACCGUCGGUGUCUUUUGGCUCAACGGUGCUGAAACAUGGGUUGAUAUUGUCAAAUCGAAGACAACGGCCAAUCCCCUCAGCCUUGGCGUGAAGGGAUCUACAACAACACAAACUCAUUGGUUCUCUGAGUCUGGCGUCUUGGACGUUUUUGUUUUCCUCGGGCCAACACCGAAAGAUGUCAUUGCUACAUACACCGACCUUACAGGUACCACUAGCAUGCCUCCAGAGUUUGCCAUUGCGUAUCAUCAAUGUCGUUGGAACUAUGUCACAGAUGACGAUGUCAUGGACGUGGAUCGCAGAUUUGACAAAUUCAAUAUUCCUUACGACGUUAUCUGGCUUGACAUCGAGUACACCGAAGGCAAGAAAUAUUUCACAUGGGAUCCCUUGACAUUCGACGACCCGGAGGCAAUGCACAAACAAUUGGCGAGACGAGAAAGGAAGCAGGUCAUCAUUAUUGACCCUCACAUCAAAAACACGGACAAUUACCAUGUCGAUGAUGAACUCAAGAAGAAGGGUUUGGCAGUCAAGAACAAAGACAACAAUAUAUACGAGGGUUGGUGCUGGCCUGGCUCGUCCCAUUGGAUCGACUGCUUCAACCCUGCGACACAUACCUGGUGGAAGUCACUCUUCCAGUAUGACAAAUUCAAAGGCACCAUGCCGAACACAUGGAUUUGGGUUGAUAUGAACGAGCCAUCUGUCUUCAACGGCCCUGACAUGACGAUGCCAAGAGACAAUAUUCACUUUGGCAACUGGGAGCACAGGGAUGUGCAUAAUAUCAACGGCAUGACGAUUCACAACGCAACUUACACAGCGCUGAUGUCUCGCAGCAAGGCUGAAGAGAAAUCUCCACGCCGACCAUUCGUGUUGACUCGUUCUUUCUAUGCUGGUUCCCAAAGAUUGUCCGCGAUGUGGACUGGUGAUAAUCUGGCAGAGUGGUCGCAUCUUGCCAUUUCUCUGCCAAUGAUUUUGAACCAGGGCAUCAGCGGCUACCCUUUCGCAGGCGCUGAUGUCGGUGGAUUCUUCGGUAACCCUUCGAAAGAGCUCCUGACGCGAUGGUACCAGACAGGCAUUUGGUAUCCGUUCUUCCGAGCUCAUGCUCACAUUGACACUCGCCGCCGCGAGCCGUACUUGGCAGGUGACCCGUACAUGGGCAUUAUCACCGAUGCACUGAAAGUGCGCUAUUCGCUCCUUCCUGCCUGGUAUACCGCCUUCCAUGAGUCGUCUGUCACCGGCGCUCCUAUUGUACGACCGAAUUUCUAUGUUCACCCGGACGACGAGGCUGGAUUCUUGUUGGACGACCAGAUGUACCUCGGCUCGACCGGUAUACUCGUCAAACCUGUUGUUACGGAGGGCGCUGAUAGCGUGGACAUCUAUCUCGGCGACGAUACUCAGUAUUAUGAUUACUUCGACUACUCUCCUGUCAAGGGUAAGGGUCGCCAUACGUUGAAGGCUCCGUUGGAUAAGAUCCCUGUUCUCAUGCGUGCCGGCCACAUUUUCCCACGCCGCGAUCGUUUCCGCAGAAGCAGCGGCUUAAUGAAGAUGGAUCCGUACACUCUCGUGGUUGUCCUCGGAGCCGAUCAAAAGGCCGAGGGUGAGCUUUACGUUGAUGACGGUGAAAGCUUCGAGUUUCAACAGGGCGCAUAUCUUCAUCUCAGGUUCGUCUUUGAAAAUGGUGCUCUGAGGAGCGAAGAUAUUGGUGCGAAGGGAAAGCUCUCCGACAAGUACGCCUCGAAGAUGGAGAAGGUCAGGGUGGAGCGGGUGAUCGUUGUUGGAGCUCCCAAAGCGUGGAAGAAUCUCUCCACUGUCAGUGUAAGCGAAGAAGGAACUAAGUCAAGCGGUGCCAGCAACACAGCGAAGCUGGAGUUCCUUGAAGACAAGGGCACGGACUACGCUAUUGUUAGGGAUCCUGGGGUGUCCAUUUCACGCGGAUGGAAGAUUACGUUUUCAUGA
Molecule: messenger RNA, 2931 nt
Organism: Verruconis gallopava
Lineage: Eukaryota; Fungi; Ascomycota; Dothideomycetes; Venturiales; Sympoventuriaceae
Exons: 3
Coding region: 1-2931 (976 amino acids)
Biological process (GO): carbohydrate metabolic process; N-glycan processing
Cellular component (GO): glucosidase II complex
Molecular function (GO): carbohydrate binding; alpha-glucosidase activity
Source: RefSeq, a predicted model, not a curated record